AACAGAUAUAGGCUCACUCAGACUUUUAGUGACUAAGCUGAACACCAGCGUGGAGCUCAAUGUAAAAACACCAUGGGUAGACAAAGGACCCAAGCAUCCAAGCUUCAUCGCCACUGCGAGAGCUGCCACAGCCGGCGCUGCAAGUCGCCGAUUGAGAUUUCUGUGUCAUGUGCGAUCAUGAGCUGCCGUUUGCUAUGCGGUGCUGUGUUUCACCUGUGCAAAGAAGAGGAACACAUGCUCUUGUGCCCCAACGAAAGAGUGCCUUGUCUCAAUGUCGAAUACGGCUGCCCGUUCACCAUGUACCGCUCAAACCUGGCUAAGCAUCUGACGGUGUGUCCUGCCAGCAUCGUCUCCUGCUCAGUGGAGUGGAACCGAUGGCCUAUCGAAGAGUCUGAGACCCCUGAGUUCUACAAGAACAUUUUGAAGGAGAACUACGCUCAGGAACCUCUGGAUCUCUCAAUGGCUCUGAGGGACCAGCAUCAUCUGUUUCAUUCUCUCAAAAUGAAGAAUCUCUUUCCUGAACUGAUCGAAAAGGUGGCUGAGGUGGAGGAUUCGGUUGCAGUGCCAGAGGGGGCCGUGGGAGGGGUACCUCUCUGGAACGGAGUCGAGGAAGCAUCUGCAUCUUCAAGCGAAGAAAUUGUAGAAGGUGGACUGACUCAGGAGGAGCGAGAGGAAUUGGCGAGGAAUCCCAAUGUGGUUAAUCUCGAAAGCUAUAAUAUUUGGGAAAAAAUGUUCAGCAUGGAAUUGAGCGGCUGCAAGCAUACGAUAAAAUCUUUGGGGCAAAAUCCCGAAACGUCUCAGAAACAAAUAAAGCCACAAGCCAACCCAAACAGGUUGGAAGUCUUACAGGAAGAGCUGCCAACGGAGAUCGAAAGUCAGGACACCCCUACUGACAUCCUUCAAUACAACUUCAUGGACGAAGACAAAUUCAUCAUCGCCACAUCCCUGUUUGCAUGUGACACGAGACCCAAGAAGAAACUCGUUUAUGAACGUUUGGAGCCCAUGAAGAUUAAAACAGUCCGCACUUUUAAAAUUCCAACCAGCUUUAAAGCCAAACAAAGUCGGAUUCGAAACCCCUCACAUAACAAGAAGGUUAACGUGAGCGUAGAUACAUCUGACCUAGGUGUUGAACUCGAUGAUAUGCCAAAAUGGGAUGAAGUUCAAGCAACUCUGUUGUGCUCUUUGGAGAAGGAACUACGAGGGCAUCUCAUAGCCGAAUCUGGUUCCACAGAUGCUCUUCUUACAGACGUUGGAACUCAGACGUAUGAUUUCUACUCGGCGCCUUUUAAAGCAGACACCUCAUUGGCUGACAUCACAGCUGACCGGGCUUUGAAACUUCAUGUCCACAUUCAGACAGAGAGCGUCACCAGAAGACACAACAAGUCCAGCUCUGCUUUUACGUACCUCUGCAACCACAUAUUCAGACGGGAUGAGUUUUCGUCACACUACAAGAACAUUCACUCAGACAUCCAGAGUUGCGUCAGUGGAUGGUUUGAACAGCGAUGCCCUCUUGCCUACCAAGGCUGCACUUUUAUUCAGAGAAGGUUUCAGCCUAGCUCUCACAGAGCGACGGUUUUCUACGACAAGGAGCUCAGCACUUUCUGCCUCCGACCGGAGGUUUCAGAUGUACUGUAUGAAGGUAUAAAACCGGUGACUGUGGAAAGAAAGCGUGCACGCAAUACAGACGCUCUGAGCAGGCUACCUUUUGAGGUUCUAGUCCAUGUUGCUGAAUUUCUUGAUAGCUUCACCCUGUCCCAGCUGGCACUGGUAUCUCGUCUAAUGAGGGAAGUAUGCAGGACCUUGCUUCAUGAUAGAGGGAUGGUCUCACUGAAGUGGGAGAAGAAGGUCUACUCUCAUGGCGGAUGGUGCUGGAGAGCCAGAAAGACGGUGUGGCAGUACAGCAACCUGUUCUCCACCGUGGACAGCUGGUGCUUUGACAAAUUGCCUCCGAUUUCUGAACAUCUAAAGGUUUGUCCCUACUACCAGGUGGAGAAUAAGACUGCACCUUUUCCUUUAACUGGCGUUCAUGAGUGCCAUGAAAAGGAAGCACACAGGAAUCGGAGUCUAGUCUCCAUGUUCAUGAAAAAGAAGUCGAAUUUGUAUUAGAAUCAAAUUAAAUGUUUUAAUUGUGUGACAUAUACAUACACACACAUAUACACAUGCACAAGAUCAUUAAUCUGUACUGAAAUUCUGUUAUUUUGUUCGAAAUAUGUGGAAAAAUCAAUAAAUAAACAAUUUUUCAAUUUUGUCUUGGAAUGAUAUUUGUGUUCAAUCUAUACCCUGUCCUUUCACCCAAAAACUGAAAAUUCAGUCAUUAUUUACUUACCUUCAUGUCUUUCCAGACCUGUAUGCCUUACUUUCUUCUGCAGAUCACAAAAGAUGAUAUUUUGAAAACCGUUUCAUUACCACCAACUUUGAUUGUAUAUGGGCCAUUCUACAGAACUGGUGCAAACUGCUGUCCCACAGUCAAAAAACACAUUUAAAAAGCAUUUAAGUAUUCAAAUCUUAGAUGUUUACUACUUCUAUUAUCUAUUGAAACAAUAAUAUUUAAAAUAUCAGUAAGCUUAACAUAUAUAAGAUCAUCACUAAGUGGGUAAUUUCAAUUGAGAGGUGACUGUCCCGAACCCUAACUCCUAAAUUUCAACUUAUGAAAAUGAUAUUGAAAUGAUUUUUGCAUUUUAAGAUAUUAAUAUCUUUAAAAUCGUCUAUCUAAAUAUCUAAAGUUGUCAUUACAAUAACAGCUACGAUCAAAACAUUUGGUGAAGUUUCAGUAGUGAUUCAGUAGAGUUAUCCCAUGAUGUUGUCAUAACAGUCACGACUGAAACAUGCCAUCAUUGUUUUGGUCCUCAUAUUUGGGGGAAAUAAAGAAAAUUUUAGUACCGUUAUGCAAAUUUUUUGUAUUUUAGUAUGUUUUAUGUGGGUUAAAAUUCUGUAAUGUGAUGUGGUGGCUACCAAAACAUUACUGUCACUACCAAAACUGUUCUGUCAUGACCGAAACAAGGGAUGUUUUGUCAAAAAUAAAGUAUACUGAAUUAUCAGCUAAGAUGUUCUGACAGUGUUUGGUUCAAUGUAUAUUCAAACUAAUUAAAAUGAAUGAAGUUUGAAAUCAGUGUAAUCAACGUUUUUCCUUUUACAAAGAAAAACUAGAUUUAAAAAAAAGUAAAUCUCAUAAAUCACACGUGAAAUAUUUUAAAAAUUGUAAUUGUUAUUGAUUUACAUCUAAAGACUUUUUUAAUAAAAUAGAAAAAUAUAUUUACAAGGAAGACGUAAGCAAAAUCUUAAUAGGUCAAAAUAACCCUUCUUAUUAAAUUAUACAUCACUGUAUUUUGGUAGUGACAAAUUUGGGGAGAGGACAAAUAUUCCAAAACUUUGUGAAAAUACAAUAUGAGAAUUAACUGCACAAUUACUUGAAAUGUGUACCUUGGAUAAUAUACAAUUUGCAUACAUACAAAAUUUGUUUUCAACUCUUUGAACCAGCUCUGUAGAGUGGCCCAUUUACAAAAAAAAAAAGUAAAAUAAAAAUCAAAUUGCUUAUUAUUUGGUUAUCUUAUAAUUGUUGACCUGUGUAAUAAAAAGGGUUAAGUUGGUUUAAGUGAAGCUUGUGACAGUGAAAGGGUUGUUUUAAGAAGUAAAACAGAUUUUUGACCUUUUAUUAUUACUUAAAUGUUUUAUGAGGACAGAAAACAUGCUGACGCAGAAUGGGGAAGGAAAAAAAACACUUGUGUUAGCAAUUUCAAAAGAUGUUUAAUACAGUUCAAAUUUUGGAGAAAUGAAACAAUCACUUUUUUUUUCUCAGCAGCAGUCUUUUUUUUUUAACCCCAUUUUACCGCCAACAAUCAGGAAAAGACGUGUAAAAUUUACUGCGGGACACUG
Molecule: messenger RNA, 3873 nt
Organism: Labeo rohita (rohu)
Lineage: Eukaryota; Metazoa; Chordata; Actinopteri; Cypriniformes; Cyprinidae
Gene: fbxo40.1
Product: F-box protein 40, tandem duplicate 1
Exons: 3
Coding region: 73-2106 (677 amino acids)
Cellular component (GO): cytoplasm
Molecular function (GO): protein binding; ubiquitin protein ligase activity; zinc ion binding
Source: RefSeq, a predicted model, not a curated record